AUGGCAAAAACACGCAGAAUCUACCAGAAUACCGCCGUGCCACAUGUUGACGUCCCUAAUGUGGACCUCCUCACUUUCCUAUUUGAUUCAGAACAUAGCAUUUCGACGCCAGACACGAUACUCCAUGUGGACGCUGCACAUCCUGACGCGAAGCUCACGAAAGGGAAUCUUAGCGACCUGACGCAACAAAUAGCACAUGGCCUUCGCACUAAUUACGAUGUUGGAUCUGGUGGACCAGACAAGGACGUUGUGACUGUGAUGAGUUAUGGUCAACUCCUGAUACCAGCUGUAUUCUAUGGUGUCAUCGCAGCUGGAGGCAUCUACUCAGCUGCUUCUCCGUCUUCAACUGUGGCGGAAUUAGCGCGCCAAAUCAGUGUGGCGAAGUCUAACCUUGUUAUCUGCAGUUCUGAGCACGAAACCGUGGUGAAAGAUGCAGCAAGGCAAUGUGGUGUGCCAUUCUCGAGAGUUCUGGUCGUUGAGUCAUGGCCAGAGCUGUCUCUUAAAUCUCUAGGUGGCAUUGACGCUAUAUCGAGUCAAAAGUUGCACUGGGAGUGUAUCACCGAUGCACCAAGACUCAAGAGAUCUAUUAUCGUCAUCCUAUGGUCAUCCGGUACCACUGGUCUUCCGAAAGGAGUGUCUCUCAGUCAUCUGAAUUUAGUUGCAGAGACAUUCAUUGGCACGAUAUUAAGCAGAAUGCAUGUCGCUAAACUGCUAGAAACCGAUCCUGCGUCGUACACACCUGUGGAAUUUCGAACACUUGGUCAUCUACCAAUCUCACACAUUGCAGGUUUUAUGUCGUAUCUGAUCAUUCCUAUCUAUUCCGGUGGCACAGUAUUCUGGAUGAGAAAGUACAAUUGGACCGACUUACUAAAGUACAUGAAAGAGUACAAGAUUACAGCUUUUUACACUGUACCGUCAAUUUAUUUACGAAUCGCGAAAAGUCCGGAGGUGAAAGAUCACUUCCAGCAUGUGGUCGCAGCGAGCACAGGCGCCGCGCCUAUGGACGCGAAAUUACAAACCUCUUCUAAUUCGCGCCUCGGCGAUGGGCAAAGUACUUUUAUCGGACAGACAUGGGGCUUGAGCGAAACGACGGGAGCAGUUACUGCGAUACCUGCUGGCCAGACUGACGUAACAGGUUGCAUAGGCUUUAUCCUGCCUAACGUUGAGUUACGUAUGGUGAACGACAAUUACGAAGAUGUCGAGCCCGGACAGGAGGGAGAGCUUCUCAUCAGAGCACCGAUGGUUAUGGAAGGAUAUUUCAAUAACGAGCAGGCGACAAAAGACGCGUUUCAUGAUUUCAACGAUGACCACCGAGGACCUUGGUUUUGUAGUGGCGACAUAGGUGUCAUGAGAGACGGCAAGUUCUAUAUCGUGGAUCGCAAGAAGGAGUUGCUCAAGUACAAAGGCCUGCAAAUAGCUCCGGCUGAGAUUGAAAAUUUACUAUUCACGCAUCCAGCAGUAGCCGAAGCUGCAGUUGUCGGCGUCCCAGCUCCUGAUGAUCCAGGCACGGAUCUACCACGAGCAUAUAUUGUGCUCAGCGAGGCCUCCCGAGGUAGUUCAGGACAUGACGACUCAUCGAAGCUGGAUACUUUGGAGCAAACAAGAUACAUGGAUUCCAAGCACACACGCAAUGACUCUUCUAAGGAGGACACCCUUGAUCAGACACGUUACGCAGAUGUGCGGCGCACAACCUCAGCGAGCACGUCUUCAAUACAAGGCUCUGGGUCCGCAUCUUCGGGUUCGUGGCCAACACCGACAUCGCCUGGGGCUCAAGCGCCACUGCAAAAAUCCGCAGGAAGUGAUUCAUCCAAGCAGGAUACUGUUGAGCAAACACGAUACAUGGAUGCAAAGCAUUCCCAGACACGAAAUGAAGGCUCUGUAGGCCCUUCGAGAUCAGCACCCUCAGCAUCAAUAGACCAGACGACGAUAAAUGACUCCUCGAAACAAGACACGCUAAGCCAAACCCGAUACUUCGACCAAGAUACCAGCAAAGCCAGUGCUGAUGAGCCCGCCCUAGCAGAAGAACUCAAGAAGUAUGUUGCAGAUAGAUUGGCACAGCACAAGCAGCUGCGAGGUGGGAUCAAAUUCGUCUCGGAAAUACCGAAGAACGCUAUUGGGAAGUUCUUGAGGAGAGACUUGAGGAUACGAGCGAAGAAGGAGAUAGAAGAGGAGAGAGGUGCUAUCAAGGCUAAGCUGUAG
Messenger RNA from Lithohypha guttulata, 2199 nucleotides. RefSeq lists its product as uncharacterized. Gene Ontology annotation, biological process: secondary metabolic process. The record is from RefSeq and is a predicted model, not a curated record. The coding region runs from base 1 to 2199 and encodes 732 amino acids. Lineage: Eukaryota; Fungi; Ascomycota; Eurotiomycetes; Chaetothyriales; Trichomeriaceae. The transcript is spliced from 3 exons. Gene Ontology annotation, molecular function: CoA-ligase activity.